Molecule: messenger RNA, 1509 nt
Organism: Morone saxatilis (striped sea-bass)
Lineage: Eukaryota; Metazoa; Chordata; Actinopteri; Moronidae
Gene: hyal6
Product: hyaluronoglucosaminidase 6
Exons: 3
Coding region: 1-1509 (502 amino acids)
Biological process (GO): carbohydrate metabolic process; hyaluronan catabolic process
Molecular function (GO): hyalurononglucosaminidase activity
Source: RefSeq, a predicted model, not a curated record
AUGGCGCUGAUGGAGCUACGUCUCCUGGUACUGGCCUUAUGGGUUGGCAUUGGAGUAAAGCUCCAAGUUCGGGGCGACCAGAUGAAUCCAGCCCAGGCACCUCUGAUCCCUCACCGGCCUUUUGUUGUUGUGUGGAAUGCUCCCACUGAGUCCUGUCGCCUUCGAUUCAAGGUGGACCUUGACCUCAGCGUUUUCGACAUUGUAGCAAACCUCAAUGAAACCUUAAGUGGACCAAAUGUUACUAUAUUUUACCACAGCCACUUGGGAUACUACCCAUACUACUCCAACUCUGGGACCCCUAUCAACGGUGGACUGCCACAAAACCAGAGCAUUUCCAAACACUUGAGCAAGGCCCGGGCCGACAUUGACAAGCUAAUCCCCCACAAGGAUUUUCGAGGUCUGGGUGUCAUCGACUGGGAGAACUGGAGGCCUCAGUGGGUCCGAAACUGGGGCUCCAAGGACAUCUACCGCAACAAGUCCAAGGAACAGAUCCGGAAACUUCACCCGAACUGGCCGGAGAGCAAGGUUGAGAAGGAAGCAAAGGAAAGUUUUGAGAGGGCUGGGCAGACCUUCAUGAACCUGACCUUGGCCCUGGCUGAAGGACGCAGGCCUGACGGGCUGUGGGGAUUUUACCUGUUCCCAGACUGCUACAACUAUGGAUAUAAGCAGCACCCGCAACGGUACACCGGUGAAUGUCCCAAUGUUGAGCAUGUACGCAAUGACCAUCUGAUGUGGCUUUGGAAGGAGAGCACCGCCCUCUACCCAUCCAUCUAUCUGGACUAUGAGCUCAAGUCCUCCCCCAACACUGUCAAGUUCGUCCACUAUCGAGUCAAGGAAGCCAUGAGAAUUGCAUCCAUCGCCCGUACGGACUUCACAUUGCCCGUGUUUGUCUACUCCAGACCUUUCUACGCCUAUACCUUUGUGGUUCUUUCAGAGAGUGAUCUGGUUCACACCAUCGGGGAGAGCGCUGCAUUAGGAGUGUCAGGCGUCGUCCUCUGGGGAUCAUCAGAGUACGCUCGAUCACAGAGGAACUGCCUGACAGUAAAGAAGUACAUCGACGGUCCGCUGGGACAUUAUGUCAUCAACGUCACCUCUGCUGCCAAGCUUUGCAGCAAAGCGCUUUGCAAGAAGAAUGGCAGGUGCGUUCGCAAGAGCCUGGACUCAGGCGCUUACCUGCACCUGAACCCGCGCUUCUUCCACAUCCACCGCAACCCGACACCCAGGGGCCCUCGCUUCCAUGUCAGUGGUCACCUCAACAACCAUGACAUCCUGGACAUGAAGCACAAGUUCACCUGCCAGUGCUACCAAGGCUGGACAGGUGUUUACUGCGAGAUGCCUCAGGCUCCACCCCAUCCUCCUCCCCCACUUCAGCCUGUGAUCCCUGUGCCUGACCCCAGGGAGAACAGCCUGCUGGGAGAUAUCUUGCUCCUCCUAUCCCUCCAUUUCUCCUGUCUGUGUAUUAUCAUGUUCCUUGGACUCUGUCUGAUUAUUAAGUGUCUGAUACUUUAG